Eupeodes corollae is the source of this 5848-nucleotide messenger RNA. RefSeq names its product RNA polymerase II elongation factor Ell (gene Su(Tpl)). Gene Ontology annotation, biological process: snRNA transcription by RNA polymerase II; positive regulation of transcription elongation by RNA polymerase II; transcription elongation by RNA polymerase II. The transcript has a single exon. Gene Ontology annotation, molecular function: cis-regulatory region sequence-specific DNA binding. The record is from RefSeq and is a predicted model, not a curated record. Gene Ontology annotation, cellular component: transcription elongation factor complex. Lineage: Eukaryota; Metazoa; Arthropoda; Insecta; Diptera; Syrphidae. Bases 1625 to 4675 code for a protein of 1016 amino acids.
UCGAUUCAUUGUUGCUUGGACGUGGCAGCCAUGACGUGAUUUUUGACUUUGACUUGGGUCUCUUGUUGGUUGGAAAAAUUUAAUUUUACAAAUUUACUCAUUCUAAAUGCCAAUUAAUUACAUUCUCAAACUUCCAUUACCUAACAACAAACUAGUGUUUAAUUUGCAUUAAAAAUUCCAACUCCAUUUCAAACGGUUCGCAUUGAAAAAUAAAGUGAAAGUAUUGCUCCUAAACUCUUUUUAUUUUUUUCUAAAGAAACUGAACUGACUGUGUGCUUCUUUUCGGGGACUGACUUCUUCUGCUCGUGAGUGCGAUUUUUCUUCUUCAAAAUUUCAAUUCAAUAAUUGUGUGAAAUAAAAAGAAAAAAGAAAAAUACCUACCAUAUUCAAUAAAUCACAAGUUUAUCGAAAUUAAAUAAGAAAAAGAGACUGAAAAUUGAAAAUACGAAUCAAUCGACGACGACUAAGCUACGACGACGAGGAGAGAAAUAAAAUAAUACAAAAAAUUAUGAAAGUGCCGUGAAGGUUCGUCGUCGCGGAAUUUUUCCCUUUUCCAUCGCCGUCCUGCGACUCAAAAGUUGAUUCCCCAAUAAAAAACAAAGAAAAUUAACCCAAGGAACAACAUUAAACAUUAUUUUUGGACUUUCAAUCACACAAAGUAUUCAAAAAGGUGUCGAAAAUAGUUGAGAAAUUUUUGCUUUUUGCAGAUGAAAAAAAAAAUAACUUCGAAAAGAAUUGAAAUUUCGAUUGUUGCUCUCUUUUUUUUUAAAUAUUGUUUUUCCUCCUUCCUCUCUGUGUAUUGCUGCUGUGCUCUAACUUUGCAGUUUAUGCGUGCGUUAAAAAGGGAAGGCAGACACAACGAACGAACAUCAACGACAUCAAGAGGAUUUUCCUUUUUUAUUUUUUCCUAAUUAUUUAGGGGAUUUUCCUCUGAGCCGAGUUGAGACGAGAGUGAAGUGAAUUGAAUUGACGGUGGAUGUGACUGACUGCUGCUGUGCUGCAUCGCGAAUCGUAUCGAAUUGAAUCGACUCGCAUCGAAAACAGAUCAUAACAUACCGUUGAAAGUUUACACGUCUGUUUCUGUUUCUGUUUGCACCUUAACCCAAUUAAUUGGUAGCUUCUAGCUCAAAACUAAAGAAAAGCCAAUCGAACUGCAAAUCAAAUUAAUAAAUCACAAAAGUCCACAAGACAAGAACAAUAGACACAGUGAGUGAUUAAAAAAAAAGAAAUAAAGAAUAAGAAAAAAAAAAAACAAUAAAAUAAAUAUCACCCCAAAUCAUAGCUCCAACAGUGGCAAUCAAAUCUAGAUACGAAUACGACCGAUCCGACGACGCAAGGUAGGAGGAGAGGAUACUUUGUCAAGAAGAGACGGUGCGAGCUGAAGGAGGGGGCUUUUUAAUUUUAUUUAAAAUAAGUAGUCAAAUCGAAUCGAAAAAAUAAAAAAGAUAAAGCAAGAUAGUCAUAGGAGACAAGUGAAGGCCCACCACCAGAGGCAGAGGUAGAGGCACAUUCACAGGCAGCACACAAGAGAGAAAGAAAGAGAGCACUCGCAGUUUGACGAGUUCGCACUCGAAAAAAUAAGAAAUAAAAAAAAUAAAAACCAUAAACGACGAACUAACAAGUUAUGACAAAUUCAUGUGUGUCGUCAAAAUGGCUUCCUCAUAUACAAACUGGCAACUAUGGAAUGUCACAGAAUUCGAUAGAUGAGAGCAAGCAAUAUAUUUUCGUGAAAUUAACAGAUUCCGCGUAUCGGGCGGUGGAGGAGUACCAGAAGAAUGAGAACAAAUGUAGCGCCCGAGCCAAGAUCCAGGUAAUCGGGAAUGGUGGGGUGAUAUCGUUUCCCACAGCCGAUGAUAGCGAAGGCCAGAAGUUUGGAUUUGCCAUUGAUGAUAUUGAGGGAUCGUUCGAGUGCAUAAAACAGACUCAGAAUGAUCUGGACGUGUUGGGGACACUGCCAUACAAGAUGCGGAUACAGGCGAAUGAUGAUGUGUAUGAGAAGACCCGACAUCGAAUGGCUGUGGCUGAGAAGACGCAGAAGGACAAAUGCACCAGGGAGAUUAAGCCCAAUCAGACAGAUAUUGGCAGGAAGGUUAAGUUGAAAAACAGUAUAGGGGGAGGAAGUGGUAGUGGCAGUGGCAGUGGAAGUGGGAGUUUAGGUUCGGGUUUAGGAUUAGGAGGAAGCAAUAUCAAUGGAAAUUUAAGUAGUGGGAGUAGAAAUGGAUUGAAUAUGAAUAGUAGUAAUGGUUGCGGCAGCAGCAGCAGUAGUAGCAAUGUGCUUCCUAAGCGAGAUCCGGCAGCUUCCAAUAAUUGCAGUCCGCAUGCAUCGAUUGUGAGUAAUAGCAGUAGUAAUAUCACCCACCCACACCCCCUCAAGAUAUCAUCAAACUCAAGAUCACCAAAUCCAUCAAUGUCAAUGUCGUCGUCGUUGUCAUCGUCGUCGUCGUCCAGAAGUUCCAACAUCAACAACAACAACAGUAACAGCAAUCUCGUUGGCAUGCCAACAUCUGCCUCGUCCCUAUCAUCAGCACUGUCUUCGGCAGCUGGUUCUGGAACAUCAGGCAUAAGCAAUGGUUACUUCCGGGGCAACAGUCCAGAGAUGAAGAUGAACUCGAGCAGCAAUAGCAACAAGAACGGUCCAAAUCUAGCAGCAGCCAAUAAUCGCACGAAAAGUGGUAAAGCCUUGGGGGGAAGUGGGAACAGCCUGGGCGGAAUUGGCAGCAACAACUCCAAUCAAACCCGCCACAAAGGCAAUGAUAUUACCAAGCGCAACAUUCGGGAGCGAUUGAUCCAUUUGCUGGCACUGAAACCCUUCAAAAAACCAGAGCUCUACAAUCGUUUGACCAACGAAGGCAUCCGAGAUAGAGAGAAGUCUUUGAUAAGCACGAUUCUGAAGGAGAUAUCAACCAUGCGUGACAACACAUACAACCUGAAACGACCAAUGUGGAACGAUGUGAACGAAAAUUGGCAGUUCUACACAGAACAAGAGCUCCAGAUGCUUAAGCGACGCAAGCCGCAGAACCUCACUCCGCCAAUAAGUUCGGAUGCGGGCAGUUCAACGUCCGGACAGAGCCCAACAAGUACACACAAUGGCAGUCCGCCACCAGCUGUUAAACGGCCACCUAGUCUGGACCAUCGGGAUCGCUGCUACGAGAAUCCCAAUGCAAAGAAGCAGCGAAUAAGUCGCAUAAACAAAGACAACAGCAGCAAUAUCAGCAGUGCGAGUUCAAUUCUCGUUGCACCGCCUCUAAGCAGGGACAGUGUCAAUGCCAGCAGUGCCAGUGCCAAUGAGAAGAACCAACAGAACCUGAUACAUAUGAAUAAUCAACAAAAUCACAUUGAUACAGAUGAGAACUCGGUUGAUCUGAGUUACUCGGUCCUAGAUAAUGAUGACUUUAUAAUGGCUGGGAAUACGAUGGGCAAUAAUAGAAGAGCACCAAGUGCAUCUGGUGGAGGACUUAAAAUAUAUCACAACAAUAACAACAAGAGUCCUUACAGUGAUGUAACGGGGGCGGCGACAACAACAUCAUCUUCUUCUUCAUCUUCGUUGGUGGUAGAUAAGAAACGAUCAUCGCCUUAUAGCAACAACAGCACCAGUGGUAAUAGCAGCAGACAACAACAGCAGCAGCUAAAAAUGUCACCGAACAUCCUAAAUAGUAACAGUAGUAGCAGCAGCAGCAAGCAGAGUGUCAUAUAUUCGCCCAAUAACCAACAACAGCAAUCACAAACGUCGACAGCAUCAGCAACAAACCACCAUAGUAGCAGCAGUAAUUAUGGUGGUCACACUAAAUCAACCCAGCAGCAGUAUACACAUCCUCAACAGCAACAACAACAACAUCAAUCCCUUCAUUAUCAGCAGCAGCAGCAACAACAACAACAACAAAAACAACAGCAUCAUCAUCAUCACCAAAAAAAUACGCAACAACAUCAUCAAAAUCAAAAUCCGCAACAUCAAUUGCAACAGCAUCAACAACAUCAGCAGCAGCAGCAACAACAACAGCAGCAGCAACCGCCACCCCGCUACGACUUCAGCAAUUAUACCAAGAUCCAAACCAUCGAGCAGCGUCGUCAAUACAAGACUGAGUUUGAGAACGAUUACGCCGAGUACCGCCAGCUCUUGAGCCAGAUCGACAACGUUGGUAAGCGAUUUCAGAUGUUGGCCGAACGUUUGCACAGCGCUCGCAAUGACGCCGACUACAGCAACAUAAAGAAGGAGAUAGUGAACCAGUACGAGCGCAUUCGCAACGAGAAAGCCCACCAACGAGACAAGAUGCGAUUCGACUACUUGCACGUGAAGCUGGCCCACAUUAAGGGUCUUGUUAGUGAGUACGAUAAAAUGUUGACCUCGUCGGCGGCUACUGCAGCAGCAGCAGCUGCGGCAGGCCAACAUCAAUCUGGCCAAGCCAAUAGGUUGACGGACCCAGCAGCUGCUGCUCAGCAGCAGCGUCUCACGAAUGGCAACCAGCAAAUAUCGGCGACAGAACCUAGCAGCGGUUAUUUUCCUCGGAGCAACAACAAAGUGUACAAUAUGACCCCGUCGCCGCCCUUACAAAGGAAUGAUGGUGCUGGCGGAGGUGGUGGUGGAGGAGCAAGCGUCGGAGGUGGUGUCAUGGACAACGGCCCAGCGAUACAUCAUCAGCAUCAGCAACACCACAUGAUCGACGAUGACACCUACUGACGACGAUUGUUCGAUGCGAAAAUUAUUUUGUAAGGAAACUGAAUGCCUAGACCGACUUGCACUUAAAAAACAAAAAUACAUAAAAAUAAAAAAACAAAAAAAAAUUAAGAUAAAAACAACACGCUGCAAUCUGCAACUCUUUAAAACCAACAACAAAAACAACACAACAUUUACUGAAGAAAUUUAACUAAAGCCUAGAAAAAUAUUCUUCACCAGCGAUUUUAUUUAAUUUUGGUUUGUUUCUUUGAUUUUGAUCACAAGAAGUGGAGUGGAAUUUACUGAUAGACGAAGAAGAAGAAGAAGAAGAAGAAAGAGAUGGCCCGUCGCGGCCACCGCCUCAAGAUCUGCAGAGAUUAAUGUUGUACCUAAAAACAAACAAAUAUCCCAACCCAACCCAAACCCAACCCAACCAAAAUCCCUUUCCCUUUUUAUUAUCCUAUUUGUUUCUAAUUUUAUUUAUUGAUGGCAAGUCCAACUCAAAAUUUGUUAAACCUUUUUUUAUUACGUUUAAAAAAUAAAAACAAACAUAUUUACAAAUUUAACAUUUAUAAGAUCAAGUUUUGUUGUUUUCCCUUAAAAUUUAAAUUAUUUUUUAGAGCAUUUAACAAAAAAAGAACGAAGAAGAAUCGAAGAUGAAAGAAGAUUAGAUUUGGGCGGUGUGUCGCAUGCGCAAAAGUUUAGAAGGAAUUUAUUAAAUUUAUUAAACUAAAAGAAAAAGAAAAAAAGGCAAUGAACAUAUGGUAGAUAAAGAGAAAUGAAAGAGAAUUACAUUUAUUAAUAAACAAAAACAAAAAAAUAUAUAUACAUAAAAAUAUAUAAAUAAAAUCAAUAUGAUGCGGUGUUGUAAUGUUUUUUAUACCAAUAUUAGAAAGAUGCAAAAAUAUUAUGCAAAUAAAAUUACAAAAAAAUACAAAAAAAUAUACUGAGGAAUUUUACAUAAUAUAAGUUUUAUUUUAUAUAUAGUAAUUAUAUUAUUCGUUUCUUCUUUGAUUUUUUUUUAUUAAUUCUACUAUUUGUUUUAGUUUAUUAUAAUUUUUUUUUUAAAAGUUGAUAACUACAAGAAAAAGAAAAACAAAAACAAAACAACAAACAAACACAUAUUACAUUACAUGCAUAUAUAGUGAAGAAGGAAGAUUUAAACAAUAAAACAAAAACAAAAUCUUUAAAAAAAAA